Molecule: messenger RNA, 258 nt
Organism: Staurois parvus
Lineage: Eukaryota; Metazoa; Chordata; Amphibia; Anura; Ranidae
Source: the annotation of a GenBank genome assembly
CAGGGGUGGACUGACCAUUUGGAAACUCGGGCACUGCCCGAGAGCCCGGAGACAGUAGGGGACCCCAUGAGAUGCCCCUGGUACCUUUUUCAUAGGCUUUUUUGAGUUUGGGCAAGGACACAGGGGCCCCAUGAUCCCCUAUUGCCCGGGGGCCCCAUGAGUUGUCUGUGCCACCUAUCAGCGCACAUCAGUGCUGCCUAUCAAUGCCCAUCAGUGCCGCCUAUUAGUGCCCAUCAGUGCUGCCUCAUCAACGCACAU